UAUUGAUCCGUGGAAAUUCUUGACUCCAUGCAAGUUUCUCCAAAGUGAUGUGUUUUUUCUGUGCAGUUCGUUGUCCGCGUGUUUGGCAUGAAACGCGCUCUGAGGUUACUCAAUGCCAUGCUGAAGCCUUAGUUGCAGCAUGCUGCCGGUGGAAACGUCCGUUCGAGGUUCACGACACAGCAGCACCGAACGAACCUUUGCAGAUCCGACGAGGAGCUCCGAACGAGGGAGCGGGAGUGACAAGACCCCGACGAGGAUCGGGCUCGGCGAGUUCGAACGAGGACGAGGACGGUUCAGCAGCAGCAGUGGCGAGUAUCGCCUUGGAGUUGGAAAAGGACGCAGUGGUCGAAUGCCGAGUCCGUUCAAGCAAUGCCGAGUCCGCGCACGGUCGGUGUUGGAACAUGGUGCCCCAGAAGCCAAAUCUUGGAGAUUUGCGGAACUUUGUCCACAGAUUUCGAAGACUUCGGUUGUGAGAGAGCCGUUCACUGGUGGAAUAGCACAGCGGUAUGGUGUCGUACCAGACCAUUCGUUGGACUUACGAGCUUCGGCUCGUUCGACCUCCAAAUUCGUUCAUUUGGAAGCCAUUCUUGCUGUGGUCUUCGCCCAAAACAAGUCCACUGACGUCAAGGCUGUGGUCUUCGCCCCAAAAAAAAAACGCGCGCCGCACCGUCACCGGGCGGGCCUCGUCUUGGGGCGCGCAGCGUCCACGGUCGGCCCGGGGACCGCGGGCGGCGCCGAAGGCGCCUUCGGAUCGAUCCACAGGCAGCGGAGGAAGAAGCGGAUGCGCGCGGCGGCGGCUCUUCCGUUGGGAGAGGUGACGCCGGAGGUGAACCGAGGGAUGGGAAUUCUUCCUGUGACCGGUGCCUUUGCCGAUCCAAAGGCGAAGAAGGCGAAGACCGAGAAGGUACCGGCCGCAAAGACUGGGCUGGAGACCUUCUUCAGGCGGCAGAAGUUGGAGCUGGGCGUGCAACAGAGGCGGCUUGAAGUGUGGCGGCAACAGGGCGCGCUGGGGGCGCCGGGGGCGGGUUGGCGUCGCCUUCAAGUUCCAGAGCCGUGGGAGUUCUGCCAGCUGACAGACAUUUCGCCGCCCAAUGCAUUUUCAGCUUUGCCACCCAAAGGCACGUGCCAGGACAAGUACAUGCUUUUCUCUUUUGGCAGCCUCAUCCAUUUCAAGGAGCGCUUUGACCGGAAGCACAUGCUUGGCACAGCGGAGAGUUGCCUCAUCGCGUGGGCGAGCUGGCACGUCAGCCCGGUAGUGCUUGGCUUGUUCACGAAUGGUCGCACUGGAGCGUGCCACUCCGUGGACUUGGUUGAAAAGGAAUGGCGCAGUGGUGUCUUGUUUGCAAUCGCCGUCGCCGCCCUUCAGCGGCCGGCUCCGCCGAAGAACGAGCGCCUGCGCCCGCCUGCUCCCUGCGGUACGAGACGCGAUGGAGUCCGAGCUGGCGCAGCUGGACGCUUGCUGUCGGGCACUCCAAUGGCAACGUGCGCUGCACAGCGUGAUGACACCUCCGUCGAUCUCUCUGUCGGCCACGAACCGGGCGAUGAAAUGCUGUGCCCGCGCCACGCAGUGGCCCUGGACACUGGACCUGCUGCAGCGCUUGCGCGCCUGGUGGCGGACCGCUAUAGCUUCGGCGCGGCACUGGUCGCGUGUGAGAAGGCGCUCCAGUGGCCCUGGGCCUUGGCGCUGCUGCGAGAAGCAGAGAGAGGCGACCCGGUGCUCUACAGCAGUGUCAUGAGCGCAUGCAACAAGGCAGAGCAGUGGGCCAUGGCCCUGGAAGUGUUUCAAGAGUUGCAGACGCAGCGAUGUUCGGCGGACGUGGUGGUCUACAACGGUGCCAUCAGUGCUGCUGAGCGAGGCGCCCUGUGGCCCUUGGCACUUCACCUCCUGGCCGAGUUGUCGCAGUCCUCCCUGCAGCCCAGCGUGGUGUCGGUGAGCACGGCCAUGAGCGCCUGUGAACGAGGCAGCCAAUGGUGUUUGGCGCUCCAGUUGUUUGAUCCCUCAGAGGAGAUGAGCGAUGAGAUCGCGUUCGGCGCCGCGAUCAGCGCCUGUGCAGAAGGAGGUCAAUGGCGCCUGGCCCUCCACUAUUUCUCUCUGGCUUCGGCACGGCAACACCCACGGGAACGCACGCCGCAGCCGCCCGCGCCGUCGCGGCAGUCCGUAGGCCUCGUGCUACGAAAUGCUCUCCUGAAUGCCUUGGGUCGUGGGAACCAAUGGCAGAAGGCCCUGUGGUUGCUGGGGGCCGAUGGAUGGCCCAAGGAUGUCAUCAGCUACAACGCGGCCAUCAACGCCUGUGAGGAGGGCAGUCAAUGGAAUUGGGCGCUCUAUUUGCUAUCCAGCCUACAGCAGCAGCCCCGCAUUCAGUGCAAUGUCAUCAGUUACAACAGCGUGCUGAGCAGCUGCGAGGCCGCGAGUCAUUGGACCUUGGCCUUGCUGCUCCUCCGCGCCGCCGAGGCGAAAGGCCUCUUCGACGUGAUUACUUACAGCGCGGCCAUCAGCGCCUGCGAGAAAGCGCAUCGGUGGCAGUGGGCGUGCCAGCUCCUCACGCGACUCCGAGAACAAGAGCUCCAAGGCAACGUGGUGACGUACAGCUCGGCGAUUUUGGCAUGCCACUGGGGAGAACAGUGGCAGAGUGCUUUGGAACUCUUGAGAACUUUGCAGAAGGACCGGCUACAAGGGAACAUCAUGACCUACAAUGCCUCCAUUGCAGCUUGCCAUGCUGGAGGUCAAUGGAAGCGAGCUUUGUCCUUGUUUGCAGAGCUGGAGGCCAUGACUUUGGAAAGCUCUUCGAUUACCUUCAAUGCCUUGCUCAGCGUUUGUGCUCGCCAGCGGCAAUGGGCACAGGCCUUCGACCUCUUGCAGAGCUUCCCCCAGAAGUCGUGGGACGUCGUCACCUAUGCGGAGGCCGCCAACGACGCCGCGCUGUGGGAUGUCCUCCUGGGACGGUCUGGUGCGGGGAAUGCACCAGAACUGCUAGGACACCUUCAGCUGAAGGCCAUGCGCCUUGAAGUUCUGCAGCCCGGCGUGAAAAGAGGAGUUGCUGAGCUGGGUGGGUAG
This is a messenger RNA of Durusdinium trenchii, 3055 nucleotides long. Lineage: Eukaryota; Dinophyceae; Suessiales; Symbiodiniaceae. The record is from the annotation of a GenBank genome assembly.